Messenger RNA from Cuscuta europaea, 2880 nucleotides. The record is from the annotation of a GenBank genome assembly. NCBI's taxonomy places the organism in Eukaryota, Viridiplantae, Streptophyta, Magnoliopsida, Solanales, Convolvulaceae.
AUUUUAUUCAUCAAGCCGCAUUUUUUCUUUGGGUCGAGGAAUAAAAUUAAACGAAUAUGAGCGGUGGAGCUAGGGUUUCUAUUCCGACCAACCUCCGUAAAACGAUCCAAGACAUUAAAGAGAUCGCCGGCGACCACUCCGACGAAGACAUACUCGCCGUUCUGAAAGAUUGCAAGAUGGACCCCAAUGAGACUGCCCAGAAGCUCCUUUAUAUUGAUACCUUUCACGAAGUUAAAAGGAAACGCGAUAGAAGGAAACCGAGUACAAACAAUCAAAGUUCUGAAGAAUAUAAAUGGACCCCACACAUGCAGCAACGAAGAACUAGGGGCGGAGGAAAUUAUCCUCCAACUCAUGUCUCUGACGGUGCCAGACGCCAGAAACAAAUAAGUUAUAAACAAGAAAAUGGUGUCAGAUAUUCUAGAGAGCGAAAUGCCAGAGGUUUCGUGCCUAAUAUAAACCAAUCAGAAAAGGAUGCUGCCUCUCUUGUCAAAAGCUCUUCAGCUUCUGCUUCUCCCAUCACUGACCUUGAAAUGUCUAAUGAGAGCUCUAGUCAAGGACCAUUCACCCAAGUAGCUGCAAAAAAAGCUAAUGAUGUCAGCAUAAGCGCAGUAGUUGAUGGAAAUAAGUUGACAAAACUGCCUUCAGUGGCCCUACAGCAAUUCCGAUAUUUGAACCCUGGCCCUACACCUACUUCUACCCCUACUUUUUCCCCAUACAGAGCCAAAGAUGGAAAAUCCAAACCAACACCUAGUGAUACGAUGUUUAGUGUGUCCACAGCUUCUGCCUCGGGUGUCUAUUCCUCUGCAUCAGAUCCUGUACUAAUGCCAUCCUUAAACCCCCACAAUCCUGGAGUGGUAGGCACAAUAAAACGUGAAAUAUGCACCCAGCGGAUUGCUAAUGAAGCCCAAAGUGAUAGCAGUCUAAGUAAUGUUCAAGGUGUCGUGGGAAAUGGUCUACCGUCCUCUGGAACUUUAAACUCCACUGAUAAAAUAUGGCCAGCAGAAUCACAAGGAGGUGAAAAAACCCGAUUGGGUGGGUCUUCAAUGCCAUCACAGUUAAUCCAAGAUGAAGCACAAGGUAUUGCAAUUAAUCAAGAAACUGGGUAUUCUGAACAAGUAUUGGAAUCUAAGGCUGGAAUUGUUAUAUCAGAAGCCUCAUCACCGCUUCUUAAAUCUAAUGACAAUUUGCCUAAGCAGCUUGACAUAAAGUUAGAGAAGCUAAAGAUUACUGCUCAUCAACCUGUUAUUUUACCUAGUCAUCUUCUAGUACCUGAAGAGUUCAAGGCUGGAUUGAUUUUUGGUAGUUUAGAUGCUUCUAUGGAGCAAAUCAUGAACCACAAUGGUAAACCUGUUUCAGUUACUGAUGAAAGUUCCAAUGAGCUUUCUAUGAGUCCCCAAGCGCCAUCCGGGAUUGCUCAAGAAGUCAUCCAUCUAGAUAAUUCAGAGUCACAACCACAUGCAUCUGAAAAUGCAAAACCAGUUGAAGACAACACAGCACCGGGUGUAGCUGGAACAUUUGACCAGACAAAACAGCAGGCUCUUCCACCCUUUGGGGGUUCACAAUUUUCUCAUAUUCAAACUCCUAAUUAUAGCUUUGGUCUUGUACCGCAAGUGACGAGUCCACAUCAUGUGCAAUGUGAAGGAUCCAAUAAGCAGGGUGGCAAUUCUCAAACACAGUCGACAUCAGGCCAAAAUCCGCCCGUUUCUCAGCCCAUUGGAAUUGGACACAGCUCUGUAGCAUCUCCUCAGUUGUUUCCUUUACUCAGACAGCCAUAUGCUUCUAACUAUUUUCAAUACAACCCUUACCUCCCUCCAUUUUAUAUGCCUCAAAGUGCCCACCAAUUCUUAGGCCCAAGUGGUUUCGCUCAACAACCUUCUACUGCCAACAUUUAUAUGCCUCCAUCGCCCGGGGUUAAAUUCUCUGUACCACCUCCUCUAUACAAACCUGCAGCUAUCACUGGCAAUCUGACACACUAUGGGGUUCCUACAGGCUACAGUUCAUAUGGCUCAUCAGCUGGAUAUGGUUCCAGUGAUGCCCCAACCUCUGGUGGCUCCACUAGCAGUGAAGAGCUUGCUGCAGCUCAGCUAGCAGAGAAGAAUAUCUAUUCCACACUAAAACAGAAUGAAGAGCCACAUGUUUGGACCUCGGCAAGUGGAAGGGAUUUGUCAAUGGUACCACCGGCCAAUUACUUUUACAACUUACCUCAUGCCCAGCAAGUAGCUUUUUCCCCUGCUGCUCAUUCUACACAUGGACCAUUUUCUAGUAUUUAUCAUCCUUCUCAGCCCAUUGCUAAUUCAUUAAGCAUUCAAUCCCAGCGAACUCAGGCUGUUGGCGGAUCAGUUGAUGCACUUCCUCCUUCUGGUCCUCGUCAGCAACUUCAACAUCAAAUUAAUUGGAAUGCAGCAUUUUUAAAUAGAGAAAACAAUUGAGGCAAAAGAAUCUGCUGGGAUAAAUGAGUGCGCAUACACGCACCUUAGAAUGAGCACCAAGAAUAAUAUGCAACCACUCACAAAUGCAUCUACCUCAUUGAUCCUUUUAUCCCUGUAAAUAUAAACUUUACAUUUCAAGUGUAGGCAAGCUUGGGUGUCCUACCAGAAUUUUGGUAUUUUAAAGCACAUGCCUUGCUUUAGAGCAGAUUUUUACUCCACAUAAAUUUUCUCCUUAGAGCUUAUUAGAUUAGUCAUUAGUGUUUGAUUUCUUUGAGUUUUUUUAGCAAUAGGUUUUUUGAGAGGGCUAGAACAGGUGAAUUCUUUAAUGAUUCAUUCGAGAGAAGUGUGGACAUUCACGGGUGCUUGUGUUUUCAGUCGCAUGUGUGUGCCCGCCCUUUCAUUUAAAAUUUUCAGUUUGUUUGAAUCGUUUGAUGCAUAUUAAUUUCUCAAG